This is a messenger RNA of Acomys russatus (golden spiny mouse), 2404 nucleotides long. RefSeq names its product spermatogenesis associated 1 (gene Spata1). The coding region runs from base 211 to 1686 and encodes 491 amino acids. The record is from RefSeq and is a predicted model, not a curated record. Lineage: Eukaryota; Metazoa; Chordata; Mammalia; Rodentia; Muridae. The transcript has 15 exons.
CGGCGGCGACGGGGGCGGUGCGGCCCGACGCCCGGCCGGCGCCUUCCGCGUCAGGAGGGGCUGGUUAGGGCGAGAGACCAGAAAUAGCUGGAAUGCUAUCUUAAACCAAAAAUCUAUGUAAAUAAUUAUUUAAUGCUGCUUAAAUGAAGAAAUAUAUAUAAACCAUCCAAAACUCCACCUCACAACUAUCCCAUUGAGAUACUGGUUAAUAUGACGCUCAAUCCAAGUCGACCCUCUUCAUCAGAGUUGGUGGAACUUCAUGUGUUUUAUGUCCCUGAAGGAUCGUGGAACUAUAAAUUAAAUACUAUUUCAAUAGAAGUUAUUAACAAGUUUAUUUCUGCUGGAUUUAUAAGAGUAUCUCCUCAACUUACUUUACAAGCUCUGAGGGAGCGCCUUGGUGAGUUUCUUGGUGUAGAUGCUGUUGCAGAAAAAUUUUUAUUUCUGAAAUGCAUUGGAAAUAAUUUAGCUGUGGUGAAGGAAAAGCAAGAAUCAGAACUGAAACUCAAAUCAUUUGCUCCUCCAUAUGCUCUUCAACCAGAAUUAUAUUUGCUUCCUGUAAUAGAUCACUUAGGAAAUGUUUAUUCAGCAUCAACAGUUACUUUAGAUGAACAGCAGAGUAAUAAUGAUACUACGGAGAUUAAUGGAACAAUCCAUAGACCAGAUAGUGUAACUUUGUCAAAGGAUGAACCUGGAGAUCCAAGUUUGUCGGAAAAUACUUGGAAAGACUAUACAAAUCAGGAAGAAGGUGAGGAAAACCAGACUACACCAAAUCACUUUGGAAAUUCCAAGUUGCCAGGAUCAUUGGAAGAGUCAAGUGGGUAUUUGGGGAAACUAAAAAGUCCCUUUCUUUGGAAAGACGCUAAUAAUGAGGAGGAGGAAGAAGAGGAAGAGGCAGAUGGUGAUACAGCCAUCAAUAGAAUGCAGGCCAAACUGGUGGGUGAGAAGGAGCACAUGACCCUACCAGACCUUAUUGAUUUUCCUGCAUUUCCUUCUCCACGAGUCUCAAGAUUAACUGAUACCUCUUUAUUAAAAAUUGAGAGAGAGAAGAUUAUUGAACAAAUGAAACAAGUAAAAGAAGAAAGAAAAUAUCUGGAAAAUAUUAGAGAAGAACUAAUUAAGAAGGUUGAAAGCCUAUUUGAACAAAAUAAAUCGAAACGAUAUCAUGCCUGUGAUAGCUGGAAGAAAAAAUACCUUGACACCAAGAAAGUCACAGCAUCACUGGAGGAAGUUUUAACAAAACUUCGAGAAGAUUUGGAACUUUACUAUAAAAAACUGCUCAUGCAGCUUGAAGCCAGGGAGAUCAAGAUGCGACCAAGGAAUCUGGCAAACAUCUCAGAUUCUAAGAAUUAUCUUAUAAUCCAGAUUACUGAAGUACAGCAUGCAAUUGACCAACUUAAGAGAAAAUUGGAUACUGAUAAGAUGAAACUCAUAUUAGAAGUUAAGACGAGAAAACAAGCAGUUUCAAAUUUACAGACACUAAAAGCUGAACUGACACAGAAGAAAAUGGGCGCUUCUUUCCGAUCGCCAUCAUGGUUUCUCUGUAUAGCUUUGGCUGUUCUAAACUCCCUUUGUAGACCAGGCUGGCCUCAAACUUACAGCAUUCCACCUGCCUCAGAAGGAGUGCUGGGAUUAAAGUUUCUGGAAGUAUGCCAAUCUAGGCAUUCAACAGAUGAAUACGGUUUGUGAUAAAUGAGCCAGGUGAACAGGUAAUCGCAGUGCAGCAGGAAAGUGCUGCCUUGCUAGGUCUUAAUAACUGACUCUUAAAGGCUGUUGGAGGUGACUACCUUGAUGACUUCACACAGAACUAAGAACAAUGAAUUAGUCUCUGUUCGUAUAUUUACCUUCUACCCUGUACCACUGUCUCUCAAGAAACACAUGGGUUAUUAGAAAAUAAAUACAAGUAAAGGACCAGAUGCAGACAAAAGAACAAAUGGCGAAAAAUGUAUUGAAAGAAAAAUCCAGAAAUAUAAAGAAUAAUAAUUUACUGUUUUUAUAUGCAUUAAGAAACUGCUUAAACGCAAUUCUAGUAUUUUUGUCUGUGGUAGCACUCUUGGAAUUAUUUUCUUGAUUAGUCUACUUUGGAGAACAAGAGUAACUUAGUAGCCAGGCACUGGUGGCACCUUUAGCAUAAUUACCAACUAUUAAGGAAGUUCUCUUUGUGGUAUGCAUAUCUUAUAGAACUUUCCAAAGAGAAUUGACAAAGCAUAAUAAUUUCAUUGGUAAUGUAACUCAAUUGUUCCCCCAGCUCCCUCAGGGAACUAAAUUUCCUGAUUAUACAUAAUCAGAUUUAUGCACAAAAGCAGAAAAACUGGUAACUAGUUACUGUCAAAUAUCUAACCACAAAAUAUAGAGUUAUGGAAACUAAGAGGAUAAAUGUUCAUAAUUAGUGAAAAUUUACCUUGUA